AUGUCCGGAGUUCAAAUUGGAGUCACGUGUCAGGAGUUGGCACAGAAGUACGGAAUCGACCUCCAGACCCUACAGGAGUCAGGAGAGCUCCAACACACUCUGGAAGUCAUGAAAACCCAAUACAAGGAAGACAUAAGGAAAGAGUUGAAGAUUAAAGAAGGAGCCGAAAAUCUCAGGAAAGCGACCACCGACAAGAAAUCGCUGGCGCACGUGAACUCUCUUGUGAAGCUUUCGAACACAAAGCUCAAUCGAUUGCAAGAACGCGUCAAUGAGCUAACGUCAGACAUCCUCGUUAUCGCGGGUCAGAUUAACUCGUCAGCUCCUUUGAAUCGAGUGAAGAAACGUGACGACAGCCCCCCUGGGGGCAGCACACCCAAGACCAGAAUGGCCAGCAACCAAGCCGGGCCAAUGGUCACCCUGGAGAAGCAGCUUGGUAUCGAGGAGAAGGUUAAGGAAGGCUUGGAAAACAUGAUUCGGAUGUACGCAUCAGGAUGUACCAAGGAUAAGAAAAUGCUGGCCAAGGCCGAACAGCUUCUUAUGGAUUCGAAAGCCAAAAUCGAGUACAUAAAGAUGAUCAUCCAGAAACAACAAACUCAAGCGGGUCAACAGCGGGAAGCGCCUUCGCGGACGGAGCUCCGCUACCAGGAGCUCAAACACCGAUUAAAAGUUGAAACCGCGGUUAUGGAAGGAGCGCGGAAUGUGAUUCGCUCCUGUAUAGACAAAAAGGUCAUGAACGAAGCUCAGGCCAGUCUCGUCGAAUCCAGUCAGAAGAUUGACUUGAUACGAAAAGCCAUCGAACUGUUGGAAACUGCAAUCGAUCGGACCUCCCUGAGCACCAGUGACCCCCAGUCACCGACUUCGGUCGCGUCUUUGUCGUCAGUUACAUCGUAUGAAUUGCCGAAACCGAACGCUGUGACCGGACAGCUGCAAGUUCGCCUCAUGGGCUGUCAAAACCUCCUUGUUGAUGUUCCUGGUCGCCUACCACCGGUUCUACCCGCACGCAAUCCCCGUUCCUCACGAUCCUACGAGAUUAAAGGAGAUCUCUCUAAUGAGAUAUACGCAAUACUCAAGUUGGACAACAUUGUUGCCGGUCAGACGCAUGCAAAACCUUGUUCUCAGCAGGCGUGGGACCAACGUUUCACGGUGGAUCUGGAAAAAUCCCGCGAGUUGGAGCUGCAGGUUUUCUGGAAGGACUGGCGUGGAAUGUGUGGUUUGAAGUACGUCCGCUUAGACGAGUUUGUCGGAGAGGACAGACACGGAAUGGCGAUCGAGCUGGAACCGCAAGGGGUUAUAUUCGCCGAAAUCCGAUUCAUCAACCCUAUCAUCGACAGCAAGCCCAAGCUGAUUCGUCAGAAGAAAAUGUUUAUUGAAAGAAGUAAACCUCGUCCCGCGGGCCUGGACAUUUUCACAUGGCUCCGUUUGCACACGUACGAUCAAGCGGAGAACAAUGGUCAUCAUCGCACACAAUUCCCCCGUUCACCGAGGACAGUAGCAACUUCGAUGCCUCCCGUGCCGACGGAAAAAAGUUCCACUUCGUCUUCGGCCACGUCCUCUCACGAACCAUCGCCACAGCCAAUCGUCGAAGCUCCCGUCGGCUCCCUCGAGGAUCUAAACCUUAGCAACAACAAUAACAACAAUCGUCGGGGCAGUCAAGGCAUUCCAGAUAAGCUGUCGAUCCACUCUUUGAGCACUCACUCGUUGGAGGCUUUGUCAGCUCCCUCGACACCUCCGGUGUCAUCAUCGACGUCUGCGGUGGUUUCCUCACAACAGCUGCUCCAGCUGACCGAUUUCCAGAUGCUCAAAGUUCUGGGGAGAGGACAUUUCGGAAAAGUUAUUUUGUCGAAACACCAAGCCACCAACGAGUACUACGCCAUCAAAGCCCUGAAGAAAGCCGACAUCCUCGCCCGUGACGAACUCGAGUCGUUACUCGCAGAAAAACGGAUUUUCCAGGUGGCGAACGCGACGAAACAUCCAUUCCUGAUCAACCUUCACGCGUGUUUCCAAACAGGAGAACACGUCUGUUUCGUUAUGGAGUACGCUUGCGGCGGAGAUCUUAUGAUGCACAUCCACACCGAUAUUUUCAACGAGCCUCGAGCAGUAUUUUACGCGGCGUGCGUCGUCCUGGGCCUCGAGUAUUUACACGACAACAAGAUCAUCUACAGAGACCUGAAACUCGACAAUCUCCUACUGGAUAAAGACGGCUACGUUAAAAUCGCCGAUUUCGGCCUCUGCAAGGAAGGGAUGGGCUACGGCGACAGGACGGGAACGUUCUGUGGAACACCGGAGUUCCUUGCGCCCGAAGUGCUCACCGACACCUCAUAUACGCGAGCCGUCGACUGGUGGGGCCUCGGGGUACUCAUUUUCGAAAUGUUAGUUGGGGAGUCGCCUUUCCCGGGCGAUGACGAAGAGGAAGUUUUCGACUCCAUCGUCAACGAUGAAGUCAGAUACCCGAGGUUCCUCUCAAUCGAACCGAUCGCUAUUAUGCGGCGACUUCUGCGGAAAAACCCCGACAAGCGACUCGGUGCUUCUGAGAGGGAUGCACAGGACGUCAAGAAGCAGGCGUUCUUCAGAAACAUCAACUGGGAAGACUUACUGUCCAAGCGCAUGAAGCCUCCAUUCGUUCCAACGGUCCGUAACAUGGAGGACGUUUCGAACUUCGACUCAGAGUUCACUCAGGAGCGACCGGAACUCACACCCCCGAAGGAGAACCGCAACGCCCUGACCGUGAAAGACCAACGACAGUUUGACAACUUCACCUUCAUGGGUGACUGGUGCUAAACAGCCAAAAUCUCGCGGUGAGCGAGCUUUAACCCAUGAAACCACGACCUGAGCAUCGACUACUAGGUCUCAAAGAAUCCAACAAAAAUCCAACAAACGAGGGGCUCGUUGUUCAUACAGCGCUCCGAAAGUUGCCUACAUCGAAAAUGUGAAAACCUCCCGAGACGAUGUAUGAUGACAUUCACGAUCGAUCAAAGCACACAUCGUGAAUACGUGUGAGGAAGAACGAGAACGUCAUACGGAUGAAGCGGCAAGCAUACCGAAAGCGAAAUCAUCGACACCUGUAUCAUCAUAAUCAUCAAAACAGAAGGACACGGCACGUCUUCGCAUGAUGAACCUCUUCUCGACAAGAACGACGACGACCAUCGUUUCGGCGGUUAGGUCCGAUGAUUUUUCCCGUAUCGCGCACGUUCCUGUUGUUGUUCAUUGGAAACUCGUUCCGACUGAGAAGAUAUGGAAUUUUCCUCCUUUCCCUCCGGAUGAUUACCCUCCGUGCGUGCGCGUGUCGAGCACAAUUGCACACAGCUAAACACAAUUGACUUAAGAGUCUUCGUGUUAGGAAGAAAAUUAAACUGUUUGUGUGAGCGCAUUAGGUAACUCUAGGCUUUGGAGAAAGAUCGAACAAUGAAUACGAA
Galendromus occidentalis (western predatory mite) is the source of this 3413-nucleotide messenger RNA. RefSeq names its product serine/threonine-protein kinase N (gene Pkn). The coding region runs from base 1 to 2778 and encodes 925 amino acids. The record is from RefSeq and is a predicted model, not a curated record. Gene Ontology annotation, molecular function: protein serine/threonine kinase activity; ATP binding; small GTPase binding. The transcript is spliced from 11 exons. Gene Ontology annotation, biological process: protein phosphorylation; signal transduction. NCBI's taxonomy places the organism in Eukaryota, Metazoa, Arthropoda, Arachnida, Mesostigmata, Phytoseiidae.